AUGCCACGUGUCAGGCAACCUGGCAGCGCCGUCCUGGUGCGCGCGUCCACGUCAGCAGCUGAGUCAUCCCCUCUUUUCCUGGGAUUUGACUUCGGCACGUCCGGGGCACGUGCUGUUGUUAUUGAUGGCGACGCCGCAAUUCUGGCUGACAUCAAGAGGAAAUACCCUCCUGCCGCCCAUGCUGAGUCAGCAUCCGAGUCAGCAGUCGGCAGCAGCAGCGAUCCGGACGAUGACGUGUCAGCAGCGGAGGGGUGGCGGGUGGCGUUGUUUGGACUGUUGCGCGACAUUCCCGAGGAGUUGAGGCGGCGAGUGGCUGCAGUAUCGCUGGACGGCACGUCCGCCACCACCAUGGUGGUCAACCGGUGA
Closterium sp. Yama58-4 is the source of this 366-nucleotide messenger RNA. The record is from the annotation of a GenBank genome assembly. Lineage: Eukaryota; Viridiplantae; Streptophyta; Zygnematophyceae; Desmidiales; Closteriaceae.